Cyprinodon variegatus (sheepshead minnow) is the source of this 3408-nucleotide messenger RNA. It is a transcript of the gene sstr5, whose product is annotated as somatostatin-like receptor F_48D10.1. Gene Ontology annotation, molecular function: neuropeptide binding; somatostatin receptor activity. Gene Ontology annotation, cellular component: membrane; neuron projection. Bases 143 to 1510 code for a protein of 455 amino acids. The record is from RefSeq and is a predicted model, not a curated record. The transcript has 6 exons. NCBI's taxonomy places the organism in Eukaryota, Metazoa, Chordata, Actinopteri, Cyprinodontiformes, Cyprinodontidae. Gene Ontology annotation, biological process: neuropeptide signaling pathway; cellular response to glucocorticoid stimulus; regulation of insulin secretion.
CUGCACCUGUACCAGACAAGCCGUGGAAAAAUCCUGACAAUAUAUUGAUGAUAGAGAUCUGUUUGCUCGGAUAUGUAUUUUUUCUUCGUAUGUAUGGGUAAAUUUGGAUUUAAUUUCCCUAUUUCCAAAGGAUCACCUCCGCAUGCAGGCUGUAACUAUGGACCAUCUGGACGCGCACUGGUUUCCACUCCCUCCAGAACCCAACUCAUCUGGAGCAACUGGCUCAUCCUCCUUCUUUUCGUUCCCUCGCGUUCUCAACAUCUCCUCUAACAUGUCUACGCAGAGUGUUCCCUUUCAGGGCAGCAGCACUGUGCUGACUGCUAUUAUCUCACUUACUGUCUUCAUAGUGGGUCUUACCGGGAACACGCUGGCCAUUUACGUAGUGCUGCGCUACGCCAAGAUGAAGACUGUCACCAACAUCUACAUCCUGAACUUGGCAGUGGCCGAUGAGCUUUACAUCGUCGGGCUGCCUUUCCUCACCACUCAAAAUGUGCUCUCCUACUGGCCCUUUGGCUCCUUCCUCUGUCGUGUAGUAAUGACCGCAGACUCCAUGAAUCAGUUCACAUCCAUAUUCUGCCUAACGGUCAUGUCCAUGGAUCGUUACCUGGCCGUGGUCCAUCCGAUCCGUAGCACCAAAUGGAGACACCCUCGGGUGGCCAAGGUGGUGAGCGCUGCGGUGUGGAUCGUGUCCUUCAUCGUGGUUCUGCCGGUAGUCAUCUUCUCUGAUGUGCAGGACCAGUUCAACUCCUGUAAUAUGAUAUGGCCGGAGCCAAAGGAUGUGUGGUCAACAGCUUUCAUCAUUUACACUGCCACAGUGGGUUUCUUUGGACCACUGCUAAUCAUUUCCCUCUGUUACCUUCUCAUUGUUAUCAAGGUUAAGUCAUCUGGCGCAAGGGUAGGCUUUAUUAAUCGGCGUCGUUCUGAGAGAAAGGUCACACGGAUGGUGGUGGUUAUAGUAGUGGUGUUUGUGCUCUGCUGGCUGCCGUUCUUCAUCAUCAAUAUGGUCAACCUGGUGGUCAUCAUCCCCGAGUCAAGUGCCACCGCUGGGAUCUACUUUUUUGCUGUCAUCCUGUCCUACGCCAACUCCUGUGCAAACCCACUGCUCUACGGCUUUUUAUCAGACAACUUCAAACAAAGCUUCAGAAAGGUGCUCUGUGUUAAGAGCUUGAGGUGUGGUGUCAAUGGUGUUGAUGAUGGUGACCCCAGUGCACCGCGCACAGAGAAAACUACAGCACAGGACUGCAUCUUGCUCUCCCCUCGAAACGAUGCCUACCAUGACCUACAAAGCAGCCAGAUCCUCCCCCAUCCCACUGAUUCUCUUGACCCUCAGACUGCGGCUGACCGGAGCCACACCAUCCCUAAACACCAAGUUUCCUCCACGUUCCCAGGAACAGCCACUACAGCAAUAAACUCCAAUGUAACUUCUGAGACAACUGCCGUGGAACCUCCAACCAUCACAGCCCUUACUACAGCCUCCUCAUUAGCCUCCAUUGCUCCACAGGGACAGUAGUGACUGUGGGUGUAAAGGGCUGGUUAUACUCCUGCAGCAGUGUGUCGCAGUGAGCUUGACACAGAUAUUUUUGAUUUAUGCUCAAUAUUGAAGCGUGGUCUGUGCUAUACGCUGUGGGUCUAGAUACGGCCGGGGUGAUAAGGAAGUGGGGGCGAGUUAAGUCCUACAAUGGAGGGACAUGACGGCGAAAAAUAGCGAGGAUCCAAGUGAAAAAGGGUCCCAGAGUUCCGGCGCAGCUCAAUCUUCUAGUUGGUCAAACUUCAUGAGUUGUUUUCCGCAAUUUCGGUCAUAAAAACAAAACAAGCCGGCCUCCUGUCUGCAGCACUGUCUGCAGUCAGUUACAAUUUGGGAGAGGUGCAGCGGAGUGUCUGCGGAGGGGGCGGGGACGUCUUUUUAUUCACUGCGACACCUACGCAGAGGACCUGGUUUCGAAGUAUAAAUCAGCCUUAAGAGUGCAUCUGUAGAAGAGAAAUAUGCAUGCUCGAGUCACUCAUUAAUGAGUAAUACCUUAAGAAACAUAUUUUACUAAAAUCUGCAUACCUUUUUUAACUGAAUUACAGCAUUUGAGCUCAUUCUUUGAGACUCAAAGAUUUUUGUUUCCCAAAGUCAAACUCUCCAUCAAAAUUCCCCUGACAUAAGUGCCUUUUUGUCAUCUCUCAGAAAUCAUCUCAGCGCUCCUGAACGGAGAGAGAAACAUCCAUUUGAUGCUUCUUGUUCUUUUUUAUUUGUGUAAACAACUCUUAGAGCAAGUAACAAUACUUCCACUUAGUACACUUAACCACCUCUGCAUCAAGAAAAUACAACAAAUACAAUGUAUUUCAUAUACUGUAAUUAGUAACAUGAGUUAAAUUGUCCUAUUUCAUGGUCACCAAUUUCAAAUUUCCUACCAUACAGUUAUGAUUAAUACAGUAUGUAUUCAUCUCUGGCUUCAGAGAUGCAUUUUAAUCUUUCUUUUUUUAAAGAGAAAUUAUGGUGGAAAGCACAACCUUUUGGCUUGAAGAAACAAAAUUAAAUUAAAAUAAAUGUAUACACAAUAUAUACAUUUAUAUAAGAUUAAACAAAUAUCACCUCAGCCACUCAGUUUUUGCAACCAAGCAUGAUGUCCAAGUAUACAUUUUCCUGCAAUGCUGAUGUUUUUUUUUGUUGUUGUUUUUUUAUAGAACUAAUGUAGUUAAUUUAAAUUGGCUGUUUUCCUGCAAGAAAUUACUAUCACAUUCACUGCUUGGAAUGUCCUUCCCACAGUUCUUACACCUACGGCAUUGAAAAUGUACGAGCGAUGCUUAAGUGCCAGAUUUUUGACAGGAAAAUAAAACCAAUUAAAAUAAGCUAGCAUUUCUGAUGGAAACAGUGGCCCAAAAAUUAGUUGACGACUGCUGAAACCUUUCCUGCAAGUACGCACUGAACACUCACCAGCUUUUUCAAUGACAAAUAGCCUUUUUUCCUCAACAACUGUGAAAAAAAAGAGGAACUCAGACUGUACAAUUCAUUAUAAAACCAACUAAAUCCAGCUGGUUGAAGUGUUUACAAUUGUUUUUAUAUUUUUGCCUACUUCCAAUUGCCUCAUGACACUACUUUUCCUUCCUUGUCAAACUUUUCAUUGGCUGUUGACAAGACAUUACUACUGGGUCAGUAAUCCAUUUACACUUUCUGAGUGAACUUGUCAAAUCCAAAGACAUUUAAAUGUGACUGAGUGUGGUUCUGCUCUGUUUCCCUCACACUGUUUUGAUUAUUUGCGACUUUGCCCUUCGCACACUAACAGCUUUUUUGUACCAACCUACUGUACCAUGCCCCGACUAAUCCAGACUCUGUAGACAGACUGUUUCCAGCUUUCUGGAUAAAUUGGGGAUUGUCUAUAUCUAUCUUUAUGAUGCAUGCAUUAUGAAACACACACACACACA